Molecule: messenger RNA, 825 nt
Organism: Tremella mesenterica DSM 1558
Lineage: Eukaryota; Fungi; Basidiomycota; Tremellomycetes; Tremellales; Tremellaceae
Exons: 6
Coding region: 1-825 (274 amino acids)
Source: RefSeq, a predicted model, not a curated record
AUGUCGAACACACCUACUCCUCCUGCUACUUUGAAACAACUUGUUACGUCUAAGCCCGAUUCACCGGAGUGGAGCGCCAAAUUCGAUUGGGAUGGUAUUGUUGCUUAUCCUCUACGGAAAUGGUCUGAUACUGGUCGUAAUGAGGUUCUUCGGGUUGCAGCUGGAGAUAAAGGUCCUAAGAUUGGAAUUUCUCCUAAUGAAUCGUCAAAAUAUAAAAAUUACCGGGAGGCGUAUAAUCACGCUGUAUCGCCUAAUUCUCAUGUCAGAAUGGGAACAUUUAGCUGUCAGUUGUGUCAAGCUCGUCAAAAUCGCGAGGAGUUGUGUUCUUUUGGCUGUGUAACCGUGGGUGAGCUCCCUACAGGAGCAUGUACCGAAUGUAUCGCGAGGGGUACGACAGCUCGCUGUACUUUUGUCGAAAAGGCGGAAUACAUCUUGGAUCAGGCGAGUUUUGCGGGAAAUAUGCGAGAAGAGCUGGGCAAAUUGAAAGCUAUCGAGAUCCAGGCUGAAUUAGCGACAACACAUAAGUAUGAAUUGGAACCGAAAACUAUCUUAUAUCAAUGUCAGCAUGUCAGAUCGAACAUUGAGCAAUUGAUGGCGAUUCAUUUGCCUGAUAUGGCUCCCGAAGGUGUUGUUGCCCCCGAUACUCCCCGUGGCAGCAUGAGUCACAAUUUCGUACAUUCGGUUAUCGACAUGAUACCCGGACCAGCCCUAGGACCCCCGUCCGGACUGACUCAGGGUCCAUGUCGUAUAACAAGUCAUCAUUUGAUAAAUCAUAUAGCAUCUCUUGAAUUCCAAGGAGAGGGAAGCGUGGUGGAAUUUCGAUAA